AUGAGGGUCCUGGCCUGCCUCCUCGCCGCUCUGCUGGGGAUCCAGGCUGUGGAGCGGCUGCGCCUGGCCGAUGGCCCUCAUGAGUGUGCCGGCCGGCUGGAGGUGUGGCACGCGGGACGCUGGGGCACGGUGUGUGACGACGGCUGGGACCUGCGGGACGCCGCGGUGGCCUGCCGGGAGCUGGGCUGUGGGGGGGCGCUGGCCGCCCCAGGAGGUGCCUUCUUUGGGGAGGGUGCCGGGCCCGUGUGGCUCAGCGAGCUGGCCUGCCGGGGCGGAGAAGGGCGGCUGGGCCUGUGUUCCCACCGCGGCUGGAAGGCCCACAUCUGCUCUCACGAGGAGGACGCAGGCUUUCUCUCCACAGGCCAGCGGGUGGCAGGGAAUUCCAGGGACGGGUCAGCCUCCCUCCUGGAUGGGGAUCCGUGGCCAGCGCUGGCCAGGGAGUUCAGCCUGGAGUCCGAGGUGCCCCCCGCAACUCCUGCCCCCCGCCCGGCUGGGACCCCCCAGAACAGUGGUGGCUCCCGCAAGAAGACCCCUCGGCCACCCAAGCAGGCCAAGUCCACCAGGGCCCCUGUGCUGACCUCUGGGGCCCCUCGCCAAGGGGACCUGCGGGACGCCGCGGUGGCCUGCCGGGAGCUGGGCUGUGGGGGGGCGCUGGCCGCCCCUGGAGGUGCCCGUUUUGGCCCAGGCUCGGGGCCCGUGUGGAUGGACGAUGUGGGGUGUGGAGGUGGAGAGCAGGCUCUCCGUGACUGUCCUCGUAGCCCCUGGGGUCGGAGCAACUGUGACCACAGCGAGGACGCGGGACUGGUCUGCACUGGACCCGCUCCCCGGCUGCGGCUGGCCAACGGCCCCCACGGCUGCGCGGGGCGGCUGGAGGUGUGGCACGAGGGACGCUGGGGGACCGUGUGUGACGACGCCUGGGACCUUCGCGACGCUGCUGUCGCCUGCAGGGAGCUGGGGUGCGGGGCUGCACUGGCUGCCCCCGGAGGUGCCUUCUUUGGUGAGGGGUCCGGGCCCAUCCUCCUGGAUGACCUUCGCUGUCGGGGCAACGAGACCGCCUUGAGGUUCUGUUCGGCGAGGGCCUGGGGCCAGCAUGAUUGUCACCACCGGGAGGACGCCGGGGCCGUGUGUGACGGUAUGCCCCUUGGCUAUGUGCCCUCCACGGCCCCCACAAUGGGCCACAACAGUUCAGCCUCCAGGGCUGUGCCGCCCACCAGCCCCCCGACCCCGUGGACAGCUGGCAUCUCGCCCCCUGCAGCCUCGCCUCCGGACCCUCCUGAGCCCGGACCAGCAGCUGGGUCACCCCGCCUGCGGCUGGUGGCUGGACCCGGCAGGUGCUCAGGUCGCCUGGAGGUGUGGCACGCCGGACAGUGGGGCACCGUGUGUGAUGACAGCUGGGACUCGAGGGACUCAGCCGUGGUCUGCCGCGAGCUGGGCUGUGGAGGGACGCGGCACUCCCAUGCUGCAUCUAUUGGGACUCUGACCAGCAGCAGUAGCCGGUCACCACUGGGCGGACAAAUCAAAGUAGACACCAUCCCCCGCUAUCUGGUUCUUCUGGUGUCAGGGCAGAUGGGCCGGACCCCUGGCCUGGACUCCAUCUCAGAUCCGUUCAGUUGGAGCUGGAUCCCUGAGCUCGGCAGAGAUCGGGAUGCCUGGCUCCCUGGGGAGCUGACCACAAAACCCUCUGCAAAGGUGACCCCCAGUGCUCCCGAGAAAACCACCACUAAGGCCUCACGGAAAAUGCCCAAGAGUACUAAGAAGUGGAUAACGAAAAAUGCAAGAAGACCAACCACUCAACCUCCCAUGAUGCCAACCACUAAACACGCCAGGGGCUUGGGGACCCCAAAUCCCCUAGAAAUAACCUCACGGACCACCACAACCCAGACCACUAAGGCUUCCCGAAGACCACCCUCUGAGUUUACCACAAGGCUGACCACUGAGGCCCCCCACAGACUGACCUCAUCCACCACUGCCACGCGUAUGCCUCAGUCUUGCCAAGAACCAACCUCUAAAACUUUGGCAAUGCUGACCACUCAGGGCUCCCCAGAAAUGACUUCUGAUGCUACUACCAAGCAGAUCCCUCAGGCCUCCGUGGACCCAUCCUCUGAGAUCCCAGCAGCGGGAUCUCCAGAGUCAUCCAGAGAUGCCACACCCUCCCCGACUGGCACUACCAGGAAGGAAUCAGGCCCCUUCCGGGUUCGUCUGGCCGAUGGACCCAACCGGUGCGCCGGCCGGCUAGAAGUGUGGCAUGCUGGACGCUGGGGGACAGUGUGUGAUGACAGCUGGGACCUGCGGGAUGCCACUGUGGCCUGCUGGGAACUGGGCUGUGGAAGGGUCCGGCCCCGAGUGGGCAAAACCCACUAUGGCCCAGGGACCGGCCCCAUCUGGUUGGAUGACGUGGGCUGCAAGGGCGGCGAGGCAUCGCUGAGCGACUGCCCCGCUGGGCCAUGGGGAAAGCACAACUGUGACCAUGAGGAAGACGUGGGGCUCACCUGCACUGGCUACACGGACGCUGAGGAUUAUCCCCCCUGGACCUGGGACCCCACCUCAGGAGAGGACCUAGCCAAAGGGACCACCGCUGCAGGGGCACCUGGACAAACUCUCUCCUGGGGCACCACCAGGAGCCCAGGGGUACCUUCUCCUGCAACAAGGCACCUUCCGGACAGAGGUGACAAGGAUGAUUUCGACACGUCCUGGACGUGGCGCGCAACUUCUAGAGGGGAGCUGACCCCAGCGACCCCCACCGCAGGCCUACCUGGACUCACUCUCACCACUGGCACCAGCAGGAGCCCAGGCCACCCCUUCCCAACCCCAAGAGCCCAUGGGGACACAGGUUCCGGCAGGAAGCCGUGGCUCGAGCGCCGACUGCACCCCACUGCGGCCAAGACGGUCCCCCCGACCCCUUCCCCGGCUCCCGCCACCUCCCCGGGACAACCGCUGACCUCCGACUCCACCCCCCAGGUGACCUCUGCGCCAUCAGCUUCAGGGCGGGAGGUCACCUCCCACCCUCCUGCCACCUCACUGGCUCCUGACCCGGCCUCCUGGACGAACCCUGAGCGCGCCUCCGCAAGUCCUGACCUUGCUCUGCCCACGCCCGGCCCCACUGUGGGUUCAGACCUGACCCCGGCGCUCUCACCCACCCCACCACCCACCCUGCCCAAAGAGCUGGCCUCUGACCCGUCCGCGCCUGCCGAGGUGACCAGCCUUUCCCCUACCUCAGAGCCCACUCCAGAAUCUGACACAACCCCAGACUCGGACACAACUUCAGAACCUUCUGGGUCCCGGGACCCCUCCAUAAGCCCUCACCCCACCACCACCCUUCACCUCCCCACCACUCACUCCACCACAACCCUAGGCCCUACCAUAACCUCUCACCCCACCACCACCCCUCCUCCCACCACCACUGCUGGGCCCCCCCCUACCACUGCUGGGCCCACCACCACCCCUUCUCCUCCCACAACCCCUUCUCCUCCCACAACCCCUUUUCCCACCACCACCCCGCCUCCCACCACCACUGCUGAUCCCCCCACUUCCCCUCUUCCCCCCACCACCCCUCCUCCCACCACCACCCCUCAUCUCACCACCAGUGCUGGCCCCACCACCACCCCUCCUCCCACCACCACCCCUCAUCUCACCACCAGUGCUGGCCCCCCCACUUCCCCUCUUCCCACCACCACCCCUACUCCCACCACCACCCCUCAUCUCACCACCACUGCUGGCCCCCCCACCACCCCUCCUCCCACCACCACUGCUGGCCCCCCCACCAGCCCUCCUACCACCACCACUGCUGGCUCCCCCACAACCCCUGUGAUCACUACUAAGUUCCUUCCAACCCCCUUGGGCACAGAGCUGCCCUCUCCCACACCAGCACUGAUGGUAAAGACCAGCCUGUUCCCCCAGUUGACCUCUGGGGGGGCUCUUCACCCCUCCAUAUCCCAGAGGCAAAGGCUAGAGCCUUCUCCAUCCUCACAGUCCAACCCCCCUAAGCCUUCUGCAGCGCCAAGCAUGGACCCACUGUCCACUGAGGACUUCCAACCACCCAGAAGCCAGAGCCCCAAACUAACCCCUCCACCUACACAGACCCCACUCUCAACCUCUGACCUCCCCCUCUUCCCCAUGGCCCAGCCCUUGGAUCAACCUCCCCCUGACCACCUCUCUUUAGGACCCACUGCUGGUCCCAGCCCUGGGCCUCUUGGCCCAUGCGCGGCCUCAGCUCCACCCGUGAGAGUCAUGGCUUGUGAGCCGCCUGCUCUGGUGGAGCUGGUGGCUGCGGUGAGGGACGUGGGUGCCCAGCUGCAGAGGCUGACCCAGGCCCUGGAACGGGACCAGCAAGAGCACCAGGCCCUGCGGCUGGGGCUGACCCAGCUGGUGGAGGCCACCCAGGGUCUGGGACAGCUGGGUGAGGCUGUGAAGAAACUGGCAGAGGUGGCCUGGGCCUCCAGCACGUUCUCACCAAUCACCACCACCCAGGAGGAGAGGCCCCUGAGGGGAGAUGUGUGA
This is a messenger RNA of Orycteropus afer afer, 4497 nucleotides long. RefSeq names its product scavenger receptor cysteine rich family member with 5 domains (gene SSC5D). The transcript is spliced from 15 exons. Gene Ontology annotation, cellular component: membrane. The record is from RefSeq and is a predicted model, not a curated record. Lineage: Eukaryota; Metazoa; Chordata; Mammalia; Tubulidentata; Orycteropodidae. The coding region runs from base 1 to 4497 and encodes 1498 amino acids.